Molecule: messenger RNA, 15383 nt
Organism: Spodoptera exigua (beet armyworm)
Lineage: Eukaryota; Metazoa; Arthropoda; Insecta; Lepidoptera; Noctuidae
Source: the annotation of a GenBank genome assembly
AUACAAUUACAAAUGGCGUUUACGUAGUGUAGACAGAUGUGUUCACGGCCACGAUGGGCGAUGAUUCUUUGAUAUUACGAGAAGAUGGUUAUAUACGUAUGAACUUUCCUGUUACUUCUCUUACUUAUCAUAGCAACUUAAAUAUAAUUCUGGUGAAGACUGACGUAGGUGGUGUACACGUUUUGGAUGUGAACUCGGGUGUGAUACUGCAGUCUUCUUGUCUGUCAGCGGAUGAUGGUGGAACGCUUGGUGUUGAGUAUGCGGCGGGGGCGGAUCGAGUUUUCGUGUGGGACAGCAGCGGGGUUGGUGCGCGCACUGACUACAAUGGAGUUCUGCUUCUCCACACGGCAUUGCAGCGCCCGCUGCCUUCCUCACAACCCGACAAAAUCAUAAGGAUCGAGCUUGUUUUGUCUGAGGCCGUGCUCCUAUACCAAUGUCUUCAGAGUCUAGACGCCCACUCCAUAGAGGGUCUUACAGACUUUAUCAACGAGCUGAAGAAUUCCAUCGACGCAGAACCUGUCAGGAAAGGAGUGAAAGCUCAGAAGUGGAGCACAGUAACAAUCUGCCUACCACAGUCGACCCUUCGGCUAGUGACCACAGGCGUGGUUCAAGAGCUGAAGGGUCAGAACCGGCGGAUACCAGCGUUGGCGAUCGCAUCUGCAGUCGGCCAGCGCGCCAACGAGCUGGUGCCCUGCUCACGCGAUGAGGAGACGAGGCCGCUCAUGUACAGCGAGGCUGAGAGGAAAGAGACCUUCAAACGGUGGCCCCAUAUGGACUACAAAUGGGCACUCCCAGCUCGGAUGGCACAAGCGGGCUUCUACCACCAGCCAUCACCCAGCGGGGACGACCGCGCCAUGUGCUUCACAUGCCUAGUCUGCCUCGUCUGCUGGGAGAAGUCUGACGAGCCCUGGGUGGAGCAUGAGAGGCAUUCACCCAACUGUCCCUUCGUCAGAGGCGAAUACACCCACAAUGUCCCCAUAUCGGUGACCAACGCGACAGCAUGUGCGGUGCCUUGUACCAAUGUGACGGUGGUGUCGAAGGGCAACACAGGGGACCUCAUCGCGACGGGCACUCCUGAGGGUAAAGUGAACAUCUGGCGGUUCGACUGCGGCCUCAAACUUGUCAAGUUCAUUCACCUGUCGCCGUAUGAUUCCAUAUUCAGUGGCAUUCUGGCGACUGACAGCAAUAAAGUAUGGUCCACCAGCCUAGAGAAGGAUAGUUCUACAUACGGCGUCGAGCUGACGGCGAUGGCUUUCGUCGGGAUGACGUCACAGCAAGAAGUUUACCCACAGACACAAAACACAGAGAGCACAGAGAAAGAGACAAACACCAACAAAACGAAACCGUCUCUCAUCUGCGCCGUCGUCAUCACUAGGACAAACACCACACAGACUGACCAGCCCAUCAAAGAAGACUCCAGCAAGGCGCUCUUCGACUCGGGAGCAGACAAAGAAAGUGUUCAGGCAAUGAACGAUCAAAAUGAAGCAAAGAAUAAUUUGACAACAAAUAAAAUGCUUUUCCUUUUAACAUAUGACAUACACAGCUCACUAGCUGGUUCAAUAACCACAGUAGUACACACAUCGAACAGUAGCGGCAACUCCAAACCAGGAGGCAGUAAGAAAGAGUGCACGGCGCAGAGGCCCGAUGACGCGAAUAUUUACGACGAGAUAUACUUCCAAUACUCUGACGAGGACACAGAGCUUCCACAAUGCACAAAUAGCUUAGACGAACAGAUUAGUAAUGUUUUUAACCUAAACGCGUCGUCCAGCAAAGAGGAUUGCAAAAUAUGGGAACCUAAGAAGAUUAUACUACCGAAACAUUUCAAAACCAUGCCCCCACCACCACCCACUGCCCUAUUACCUGAACUACAAGAAGCUGGACAAGCCACUAUGCUAGACUUCGUUGGCAAGAUCUCACAACUCAAGAGUUGGAAGAGUGGCAAUCUAGACUCUGUAGGCACUAAACUAGCAGACCAAACUGACGCAGUAUUACAACAGGCUGACCCAAUCACACACUAUCUCAACAUGAAUGGACCUCUAGAGAUCUCAGACUUGAAGUGGUACGAAGGCGGAGAUGGAACUGAAAAAGUAAAAGUGACAACAUUCGGAGGUGGAAGCAAAGUCGGUACACAGACUGCCAUCACCAACAGUAAUAACGACGGCUUCGACAGCGACCCGCCGCAGGAAGAGGCAGUGUCGCAGGGCAUCGCUGUCCAGUGCCUCAGUCUUCCAGCCAAACUUACAUUAAAAGAUGAUUCCAAAGUCACGCAUCUAUUGCCGACUGAAGACAAGGAGCAUCUGCUUGUAGUCAUAUCAAGUAUUGAACCAGAAAAGGUCAAGGUGGAGGAGGAGACUGACAAUGACGGCGAUACCAAAAUGGACGUGGACGAAUGUGCCGAACCUAGUGAUAAACCAAAAUGUGACGCGAAGGCUUACUUUAUCCUUUAUAAAAUUAACAAUAAGACGUCGAUAUACACGCUGGAGGAUCAUCCCGUGUCCUUCAAAGAGUUACCAUUCCACGAGAGUCCUGUAGAUUUGUGCUUGUUACCACCUGACAAACAGGAGCAGUACUCGUUUGCUGCUGUAGGAGUGGAUGGCAGCUUGAGGCUGUAUUCUCUACCUGACUUCAAGACUUUGUCGGAGAAGCGCGUACCAAAGGGACAGUUCACGUCUGUAGUUUUCUGUGCGUCAGUAGAACGUCUCAGUGUGUCUACUAAACACGGUAUGAUAUACUUCUAUGCGCUGAACAACGGCGAGCGGGACAACACGGGGGACAUCGACGAAGAUGAAUUCGCUAACAUUGAUUUCGACAUGUUACAGCGCGCGCCGCGAGACGAGGUAUGUGGCCCGACCCCUGCGCCCGUCAUCAUUGCUAACAAGACUGAACUCGACUUAUCAGACUUAGAGACUUUAAUAAACUUGACUGGCUAUUAUGGUACUAAUACAACGGUGCCUUACAGUGCGGUUGUGCCUGGGUUUUGGUGUGAGCUUUCACCUGCACAAAGGUCUAGAUCUGAUCAUCAAAAUAACAGGACUUGGAGGUUGCAGAACACUUCAUCAACAUGGGACGAGCACGUACUAGAGCUUACGUUACCGUAUAGUGUGUCCCUAGCUCACAUAGAGUUUGGAUUCACUUUACACUCGGCUUGUUCUGCGAAUCUUCCAAUCAUUCUCGUAACGUUACUGAAGCAAAACUUGCACGGUAUCGGAUACAAGAAAGACGCCUCUUUUGGUCACAGAUCGGACUCCCCUAUACAUUUCCCAGUUAUAGACGCUGACAUGUCGAAUCUCGAGAAUCCUGUCAACAGUGAAGAGUACCUACAGGCACACAACGCUGAGAUACUAGCAGGACCAUUAUUACUAUCUUCUGGACUGGACAUGACACAACAAUCUGGUACAUUAAUACUGACGAGUCCGCGGCUGUACAGAGCCAGAGGACGGACGUUCUUAAUUCAUAUAAAGACACUCUUUGAUCCAGCCAAAGACAUGAGUAAAAGCACAAACAAAACUGGUGAGACUAGCUCUAAGAAGACUGGUUUUAUCGGUUGCGAUUGGUUGCACCAGAUUUCAUUGACGGUUCGGUCUAGUCCUCACACUGACGUGGCUAUGGAGAGGCAGCAACGGAUAGCUAUGUUGGAGUCAAAUAGCUUCUUGAACAAUUUGUGUGAGAUUUCCGUAAACAGUGCUGACAGUGAGAUGAGGAACAUCGCAAUGGAUCUGUUAAUCUGGGUGGUGUCGAUAAGGCUGCAACGGAUGCGGUUAUCAAAGACCGAGAAAGGUAAAGACAAAACUGUCGAGACACAACAACUGGAAUGCGUGAAGAUCAUUGAGAAACACACAGACGCACUGAUCAAGAACUGCAUUUUGUGCGCCAAUAGAAGCAUUGCAAAGAAAUGCGUCAAAAUUCUACUGAUUACUAGCGAGGGCGAGAAGCAGCUCCCGAAACCAUGGAAGUCAACGUUCGAGACGACGCUGUCGAACAGCGUGUGUGCGUGCAUCCCGUACGUGGGCGCCAGCGUGUCUGCGGGCGCCGUGCGCUGGCUGGCCGCGCUGGCCCAGCAGUGCACGGCGCGCCCCGUCGCGCCCGCGCUCGUCGCCAAGUGCAUGGCGCUGCUUGAGAGGGCCGCCAAGUGCUUGAGUGACCGCCCCGACGUCUAUCACAGUCUGUUGAGAGCCAGGUUCGGUCUAUACGGGCUUCCAUUAGAGCGCACAAUAUUCGCGACCGAGAUACCGGAGUUAGGUCGCGGUACAUCUACACCGGUCACGUACGCCAGUGUACUGGCUGGCGACACCACAUCGCCCCCUGUUCCUAAGCCUGACUAUCAGCUGAAGGAACUGCUCAACUUGCCUUUGGAGAUGGAUGCAAAAAGCGCGAACUCAUCGACCGCCUGGUGGGCUCAGAACAACGGUGUUGGCGUGUUCGGUGCCGGGCUGAGUGAGGCCAUGCCAUUGCACGUCACGUGUCACGUGGCCUCGGAUGGGACCAAACUCGAGUCCAAUGGAACACGACAUCACUCCGCUGUUGUUAGCUCGCUGCCUGGUGCUGGACCUGGAGAUCCUAGUCAGCAACUAUGGUCAGUCGUGAAGGAAGGCCAGAUGAAGCAGUCUUCGCAAGACCCCGACUCCUUGGAGGACGUCGAGAGCUCCCUCAUGGAGUGCGAUCCUCAGGAUAAGAUGGAGUUUUCCGAAGAGAAGCUGUUUAAGGAUCAGGAGCAGUGCGGCAUCCCGUGGGCGUCGCUAGUGACGCGCCCCCCGCAGCACACGCUGGUCGUGGAGCGCAUGCACUCGGGCGCGCGACGGUACAUCGUGCUCGACUUCGGACACGCCGUGCGACUCACUGACGUGAUAAUCCCAUCGUGUUCGGAUUUGGUCACGCUGUGCAUAGACAUCUGGGUGACUGGUGAAGAAACGGACUGCGUGAAGCUUGCGUUCGCCACCGACAUCGCCACGAAACACCUUGUACUCACAGACAUACAGCCGCCACCCAUCUGUCGCUAUAUGAAGAUAACCACGAUAGGUAGAUACGGCAUGUCAGCGAUGAAGUGUAAGAUCCCGUUAGGCUGGUUCUACGGCGAGGUGGCCGAGAUCACGCAUGUACAACCUUCUAUCAACGCGCUCAAUGCGCUGCAUCAAGACUUGACCUGCCGGUUUAGGUUAGCAACCGGUAAACUAAUGGAUCUCUUGAAUCCAUACCUGGAACUCUACAAUGGCAAUGCAGCCCAUAUGAUGUCAUACAUGAAUAUCAGCAAUGAAGUGGACGCCAAGGUGGUGGCCGCCUACCAGGAGUGCAUAGAGCUGCAGCAACAACUCCACACCUGCACUAACAUACUUAGGAAGCUACAGAAUAACGUGGAAGGACCUAGAAACCUACCAGAACUUAUUGAUAAAGGCCUCGUCUCCUCGGAAGCGCUACUAGAAGCUGCUUCGACGGAUAAGUUGAGAGUCAUCAGCGAGACCAUUGUGGAUAUGCUGCUGUAUUUCUACUUCCAAGUCGGUGAUGUGCAAUACCCCGUGGUGAGCCGCGAGUGGUGCAGCGUGGUGGUGGCGCAGGUGUGGGAGUGGGGGGCGCGCGGCGCGGGCGCGCUGGCGACGCUGCUGGCGCGCGCGGCGGGCGCCGCCCCCUGGUGGGGCGCGCUGCUGGCCGACACGCUGACGCAGGCGUUCGCGGCGUACGACGCGGCGCCGGCCGCGCUGGACAAGUGCCUGGUGCUGAGCAUCUACAUGUGCCGCAAGUCGGUGUGGGCGGGCGCGGGCGAGGCGGGCCCGUGCGCGGCGCUGGCGGGGCGCGCGCUGGACCUGCUGCGGGCGCCGCGCGCGCAGCCCGCCGUCACCGCCGCCCUGCUCAGCGCACUCGCCGCCGUGCUCGACACCGUCGCCGCGCACAACGACAAGUACGCCAGGUGGGACUGGGUGACGGGCGGUCGAGCUGGUGGCUCGGCCCCGGGCGUGGAUGCGCAAGGUUCACCUCGUAACAAUGAAUGUAAGCUCCAUCGCCGCAAGCUGCACCGGAAGCUGUUGCACCAGAUGCAGGAACUAGAAGCUGCUAGGAGAGGCAUACAAGUUGCACUCGAAGAUCAACAGAGAGCGCGGCAAAACCUGAAGGCACGCAUGGCCAUGGUGGGCAAGCGGGGCGCGUCGCGCGGCGAGGCGGCGGGCGGCGGCGCGGCGGAGGGCGCGCGCCUGCGCCCGCUGGCGCCGCAGCUGGCCGCGCGCCUGGCGCACGCGCUCGUCGCGCACAUGCUCGCCGCCGACACCUGCUCGCACGCCGACGCACUCAUGCUCGCCGCCAAGGUCGUGGGAAGGCUCUGUGCACUAUCUGGUGGUGCAAGCCUGCUGGAUCCCUCGUGUAUAUUGGGUCUGGCCCGACUCGCUGUCACGCUACCACCCUGGCCACGUCAUGCGCUUACUACCUUGCUGCAGGAUUUAGUCGAAUACGAGUCUGGCGAGACGCCCUCGAGUCCUCCGAACGAGGAGUCGUGGGGCGCCGGCGCUAGUUCGUCCCGUGUCAUCCGCGUGCACUCCAUACCGCCCGGAUCCGCGCCCGGAGUCAAGGCGCGCAAGUUUAAGGGACCCACUGUCGCAGAUUUGUUAGCGGAUAGUUUUGGUCUGGGGAAGACUACGUACUUCAAGCCCAAACUAUUUACCACAGCAGGUGUCAAUUUAGCAAAUAUAGACGUGGAAGAACAGCUGACUCAAGUGGCCGAGUCUGACGACUCUGAGUCAUCAGAAGAGAAACUCGAACAAUACUUCAAUGAUGCUGUCAAGAAGGAAACCAGGACUAAACUCGUAGUUGAUAAUAGUACCAGCAACGUGUCAGUGUGCUGGGAUGCUCGUGUGGAAGCUGGCGGCGGUGGUUGCGGUGGCGCAGGCGAGGCUCAAGCUCGGCGCGCCCUCCUGGGCACCGCGGGGGCCCUGGCGGCUGCAGUGCGGGCCCCGCCCCCUGCGCCUCCUCCACCGCCCCGAGGCCCACCGCCCCCACACAGAUCCCACCCACCACUCACACACACCCUCUACGAUGUCUUCAGACAUUUGGCGUUAGAGUUCCACUACCAGAUGGACUGCACAUUCAUGGAGAACGUGAUUUCGCUGUGGCUGACGUUGAACGGGUCGGCGUGGAAUGGCGGCGCCUGGUCGCUGGCCACGCUCGCCGUGCCGGCGGACACGCCGCGCAUACGCCUCGCGUCCGACACCGUUAACGCACUACUGCAAUCACUCUGCACGUUAGAAAAUAUAUCAUUAAGAUGCUGGGUGCUGUCCAUGCAAGCAUUGGCUUGGAUUGCGAGCUUGCCACUACAGACUGAAGGGAGCAGUACUCAGACGAUGGGUCGCGUUAUAUUGGAGUGCGAGCACUUCGUACCGGCCCUUGUCAAGUUUAUCACCAUGAAUGUCAACACCGACGGCGCUGUCGCUUCCUCCGAACCUUAUUUGGGCGGCGCGCAGAUAGGUGCGGGCGCGGGCGCGGCGUCGGCGCUGCACUCGGUGGUGUCGCGCGUCAUCUGCGUGCGCGGCGCGGGCGGCGCGCUGGCCGCGCUGCGCGCCGUCUGCGGCGUGUGGCGCCGCGACCACGACCCCGGGCACGCGUACGACCUGCAGGCCACGCUGCUGCGCCUGGCGCACCCCAUGCUGCAGGUGCUCAGCGCCAGGCACGUGCAUCACGCGCUGCCACUCUUCCAUACUGUUGCGCACCAGUCGGUGUGGUGGGUGCGCGAGAGCAGUGGAUGGCGCGGCGCGGGCGCGGCGGAGGCGCGGCUGUCGGGGCUGCUGGCGGACGUGCUGGCGGGCGGCGGGUCGGGCGCGGCGCGCCGAGCCCCGCUGCGCCGCGCCGUGCUGGCCCAGCUGCUGCACUACUGCCGCAAGCUGCUCGCCGUGCCGCUGCCGCCGCAACAACUGCCCUCCAACUCGUCAUCAAGUCCAUCAGUGUCUACGAGUGGAGAGCAAUCACAGACUGACGAAAGCAAAGCGCAGAACAGCAGCACAGCUGAAGCCACUAACGUUGAAGAUGAGAGGAAGCAACAAGCGGCGCGGACUCCGUGCUUCGCCGAUACUGUACUACAAAAUCAGCAAAUAAUGCAGAAGUUCUACAGGACACUCUCGAUAUGCGACGGAAUGAACACUGCCUCUUUGAAUUCAGGAAUGUCUUCAGAACCGUCAUCCCUAAAGGAGGAGGUGUUCUGGCUCGUUGCCCACAUGGGUACCGUAGCCUCGAACCCCGCUCUCAUGGUCACUAGUCUCAUGGAGUUCCUGAAGAAAGAAGAAGUAGUGAACCUGUCGCAAGCGAUGCAGCAGCUUAUAAUCAGGGUGCUGGAGUAUCCCGAGGCACUCACUGCGUUUAUUGAAGCUGGUGGAAUGGAACUAGCGCUCGAUAAGCUGACCGCUUGUCAUCAGGCGGGUCCAAGUAAUGGUCAAGGUCUGGUUUCCUCUUUGAUGAACUACCUGAAGCUACCACCACAGAUGAUCAACCUGUCCACGCCGGCGUCCUGCAACAAGAAGAGUCAAACGCCUGUUAUUGAAACUGCCAACGGAUUAGUCAACAUGGCACCACUAUGCACGGUGUCAUGCGGCAACCCGACGGCGCAGGCGGCGGACGUGCUGCUGGACGGCGGCGGGGGCAUGUCGGUGCGCGGCGCAUGCGCGGCGCGGCGCGUGCGCGCGGCGGCCUGGUCCUACCACUUCUUCAGCGCCGACGACGCCAGCCUCGCGCUCACCCUCACGCUGCCCUACGCCGUGCAACUGCACGAGGUGCAGCUGCAGCCGCAUCUCACCAGCCUCGCCACCUGUCCGGGGGCGGUGGCGGUGGAGGCAGGCUGCGGAGGCACGUUAGCGCCGCUGGGCCCGCCACAGAACACGGCCGGCAUGACGUUCAUCCGGCUGGUGGUGGCGCGGCCCAUCGUCUGCACCACCGUGCAGAUUCGGCUGUACAAGCCGAGAGACUCCUCCAACAUGGGGCUGCUGCAGCUUAGGCUACUAGCCGCGCCCGCCUUCAAUAAUCAUGCCAGUUCCACGCCUACCACGAGCAACAACUGGGCGUGCGUGGUGGCGGCGUGCACGCGCGCGGGGAGCGGCGCGGGCGCGCGGCUGUGCGGGCCGCGCGGCGCCGGCGCCGUGAGCGCGCUGUGCGCCUGCGUGGCGGCCGGCGGCGCCGCCGCGCUGCACGCGCACGCCGCGCUGCUGGCCGCCGCGCGACACGCGCCCGCACUGCGCGCGCCGCUCCUCACCGCGCUACUCAACAUGGACGCGCACGCACACGCCAACGCAUUCCAAGUGUCUACAGGCGGGCGUGUGAACGGCAGUAUGCGCGCGAUAUGCGAGCUGGUCCGGCAACUAUGCCGCAGCUGCCCGGAGGGCUGCGUGACGGCGUACGUGCAGUGGCUGGCCGCCGCCGCCGAGCUGUGGCUGCGACAGAAGGACCCGCCCUCCGCCGCACUCACACACACUCUAGCUUCUGUAUUAUGGACAUUGAAAGAAAAGAACCUUCUAGAUAACUUGGAGGAGCUGAUCACAGAUGAUUUGUUCGAGCUCGUAUACACGUGGGUCAAGGAUGUGCCGGAAACUAGUCUACUCAAGAAAUCACUAGAUGCUAUAUUAUGUUCAAUGUGCUACAUCCGUCCGGAGUUGUUUAAGAUGCUUCUCGAACACAUGGACAUUCCCAUGGAUCAAGACGAGAGCAUGGAGGGCCUGACGGACGACCGCAAGCAGCAGUGGCCGGGCGGCGCGGGCGGCGCGGCGUCGCGCGUGGCCCUGAGUGCGCGCGCGGGGCUGCUGCACAGCGCGGCGGCGGCGGCCAUGUCGCCGGCCGCCGCCGCCGCGCUGCUGCGCUCCACGCUGCCCGCCGCGCUCGUCUCCGCCAUCGCUGACUUUAGUGAAGCGAAAUUAGAAUCAAUUAAGGCGCAAAAGAAUUCUACUGAAGAUGUGCAGAUGAUGGAACCUGAGAAGGAACCAAACCAGGGCAAAUCAGAGCUGCCAUCGAUGAAGACUGUACACCAGUUGGUGGAGUGGGCCCGCGCUGUCUGCUGGUCCAAACGUCUGAAGGACUGGCUCGGAGGCCCCGGCAGUAUAUUCUGGAAGCCAUUGCUCACGCUACUGUGUUAUCCGAGACCUAAUUACAGCAGUAGUUGGCAAGAAGACGCGCAAUACGCGCAGCUAGAGGAGAGCACCAUUCGUCUGUUCGCGGAGCUGACAGUCUGCCACCCCGAGAACCAGCAAUUGUUCGCCUCCACGCUGCAUAGUAUACUCGAGGCGUUGCCGAGUAACGAGGGAAUGAACGGGUUCACGCGCGCGCUGAUCCUGCGACUGGUGCUGUCCCCGGAGCGCGUGUGGGUGUCGCUGCGCUGGGCCGAGGGCGGCGGCGCGGCCGCGGCCUGCGCGCACCCCGCCGCGCACGCGCACGCCGUGCUGCCGCUGCCGCUGGCGCGCGCCUUGCGAGACGUGCUCGCCGACCACCGCCCGCCCGUGCCCAUUAUGGACGACACCACCAAACUCUGCAUGAACGCGUCCCCCACCGCGGCCGGCUCGUCCGUGCUGCGCAGCGCGUCCGACACGGCCAUCACCACGGUGGCGGAGGCCUGGGAGCUCAGCCUGGCCGCCGCCAGCGCCUCCAAGGACAAGCGCGUCAAGGACGUCAAGAAUACGUCCCUCAAACAACAGAAUAACAAGAAGAGACAGACUAAAACCAGCAAUGACGCGUCCGUACUGUCCGUCACUGAUGAUUUAAUAGAGUCGUCGAUCCGCGUGCAAGUGCCGGGGCUGGAGGGCUUCAUCCCGCCCAGCACGACGCUGGCGCAGCUAGCGGCGGCCGUCCCGCAUACCAUUGGGCCACAUCUCUCACUCACACUGCAUCUCAACACCAACGGCGAAGCGUGGUCAGGUCCCAUGUGGGAAGGCGCAUCGUCGACUAGUCCUUCAAGUCCGGGCGCUGGGCCAAGUUCAAGUAGUGCAGGGGCCACGAGUAGCUCGGCGACGUCGACCGGCGGCUCGGCCAUACUCCGGUUUUUCGGGGCCGUUGGGGGCCUGGCUCUAGUUGCCGCGCGCCUCCCACGACCCCACGCGCCUCCACCAGACCCACCCGCACUCGUGCACCACCACCACGACCUCGACUGGGUUAAACUUGAUGAUCCUUACGAGGAGGUGGUGGAGCUGGGCGUGGCGCCUGGUGGGGGCGGGGCCGGGGGCGGGGCGGAGGAGGGCGGGUGCACGGGCGUGCCUGCGCACGCGCUGCUGGCGCUGGGGCUGCUGCUGAAGCUGCCCGGCUAUGCGGACGCGCUGCUCGACGAGGGCGCGCGCGCCUGCCAUCUGCUGCGACUACUGCUCGGCGUCACGCAUGACGAGGACGGAAGGAGCAUCGCGGUGGGCGAGGGCCGCGGCGGGGGCGGGGCGGGGGGUGCGGGGUCGCUGGGCACGCUGCCGUUCACGGUGGUGGCGCGGCUACUGGAGCGCGCCCCGCUGCAGUCGGAGGCGGGCCGCGCGCUGCGCCGGGCGCUGCUGCAGCGCGGCGCCGUGCGUCUGCUGCUCGCCUGCCUCGCCGUCUUCACGCACCACCGACCCAACUCCAACGACAAUAGCCAAGGUUCGAAUGGAUCAACGGGCAAGUCUGAAGAGAAGAGCCAGUUGUACUGGGCGAAGGGCACGGGCUUCGGGACCGGGUCCACGCAACAGUCGUGGAACGUGGAACAGGCGCUCGUACGGCAGAGGACUGAGGAGGAACACGUCACUGUUCUACUUCAGGUAUUAGCGUCGUAUAUGAAUCCCGGCGAGAAGUGGCCCCCGGAAGAGGGCGCGGCCGAGACGACCGACAAAGAAGACUCGGACGAAACGCACGACUUGCCUGCAGAGUUCAUUGACCUUAUCGCCAACAGUUCACUUGUACCCGCUAUCUGCUCCUAUCUACGGAAUGAUUCGGUGCUGGACAUGUCGCGUCACAUCCCGCUGUACGUGCACGUGCUGCGCUGCGCGCGCGCGCUGUGGGCGCUGGGCGCGCGCCGCCUGGCGCCCGCGCUGCGCCCGCUGCCGCGUCUGCUCGCCUGCAUGUCGCGGACCACCAACUCAUACGCCACCAAGCUCAGAAUGAGUAAGAAGAAUAUAUUCGGUAAAAUGACAUAUAGCCAAAGAUUUAGUACUUCAAGUAAUUCAGAAUUAUCAGAAGAAGACGAGGGACUCGCCGCACUCAUUGCAGAUAUACAAGCGACGUCAGCGUUGCUAUGUCGGUCGGAGAAUGAGGCGGAGUCAGGUCGGGCGAGCGGCGUGCCCGCGCCCCUCAGCGGGGCCACGCGGGAGGCGCGCUACAUCGAACUCAUGCGCACUAUGCAAUUCGAGACGUUCGAGAUGAUAUCAGAGUGCGCAGAGAGCGGGUUCAGGUUCCUGGUGCCGUACCACUUCGAGGGCGCCGUCCGCGCCGCGGGCGAGCGCGCCCACCCUGCGCGCAUGAAGCGACUCGCGCAGGAGGCCGCCACCCUCGCCACCUCCCUGCCCCUCUCGUACUCCUCCUCCGUCUUCGUGCGCACCGACGCUGACCGACUCGACGUCAUGAAGGUGCUAAUAACCGGUCCUUCCGACACGCCGUACGCGAACGGUUGCUUCGUACUAGACGUAUACUUCCCGGCGGAGUACCCGGCGGUGCCCAUGUUGAUCAACCUGGAGACGACGGGCCGCCACUCCGUGCGCUUCAACCCCAACCUGUACAACGACGGCAAGGUCUGCCUCUCCGUGCUCAACACCUGGCACGGACGUCCCGAGGAGAAGUGGAACGCGCAUACCUCCAGCUUUCUACAGGUACUCGUGUCGAUCCAAUCCUUGAUCUUAGUCCCGGAGCCGUACUUCAACGAGCCAGGCUACGAGCGCAGCCGGGGUACGCGCGUCGGCUCAAGCGCGUCCCUGGAGUACAACUCCAACAUUUACCAGGCCUGUGUGCGCUGGGCUAUGCUCGACCAUCUCAGGAACCCCGAACCUUGCUUCAAAGAGGUGAUCCAGACCCACUUCUGGAUAAAACGUAACGAAAUAAUGCAGACGGUGGCUAACUGGAUCACAGAACUGGAGAGCCAGAGCGGGGACGAGCGCACCCAGCGGAGCAUACAGCUCAACCUUAUGGCGCUCAAGCGGCACUACGUGAAGCUGCAGGAGGAGCUGGGCAAGCUGGCGGUGCCGGCGGGGCUGGAGGAGCUGGACGAGCCGUUCCAGCUGCCCGCGGCGCCCGAGCCCGCGCCCGCGGCGCCGGCGCCGCCCAGCAACGACGAGAUCGACCACGACAUGGAGAAGAUCGUGUCGCAGGUCUUGGACUGAAUCGGCUGACGGCGCGCGAGUGCGCAAUGAAAGUACAAGUAGGAAGCUGCCACUGCUGCCGGUCACCCUGCGUACGCUCGCCGUACGUUUCUAGCGAGUUUAUUGUUCUUAAACGAUUUUCUUUUUAUUUUGUAGUAGAAGAUUUCGGUUUUUAUAGUUUUUUUAGUAGGCGUUUAGGAGUUAGUGGGACCUCCGUUUAGUUUAACACACAUUGUGAUACUAAAAUGGGCCCGCUCGGCGCCCGGUAAGAUAUUUAAGCAGGAGUAGACGUACGGGCCGAAGACAUCGCGACGCACUGCCGUCGCGACACGUGUACAUGAAAUUAUAAUUUGAUGUAUAUAACUUAUUGUUUUAAUUUUUGUAUUCUAAGAAUAUAUAUAAUGAUAUGUAUCGCUGUAUGCUCUAUAAGAGUAGUCGGAGGCGGCUGAACUAUGCGAAGGAGAAAUUGUAUAACUCGUUUGGUAGUAAAUUAUGUACAGGCCUAGCCACCUCUUCGAGCAGUGUCGGGGUCGGUGGGGUGACGAAGUUUUGUGAAUGUAUGUGUGUAUAUAGUUAAAUCACCAGUAGACUUGUGUGUUUCUCACUGUACUUUCAUUGACAGGUAAGUUGGACGUAGGAACUUUAUUGUUACAUUUGAUUGUGAAUUUCGGAAUGUAAAUAAAAAUUUAUGUUAUCGCAAUGUUUUUUUGUUCAUUUUGCAUCUGCCCGGGUAUAUUUAUGAUAAAUUGUAAUUUAUUUAGAUUAUAUUGUGUUGUGUUCGAGACUAAGCUUGCCUUGUUCUAUAUGUCGCUGGGAUCCAACGAGCCUCCCCUCACCCUGUCUAUACUUAUACCAUAUAUUCAGCUUUGUAUUUAAUUCUGACGACCGGUAAUAUAAUUAAACAAAACAUUUUGCUAAUACGUUUUUUAUUGUCCAUCUAUUUACAUCGUCACAAUUAUAGAAAAGUAUUCCACUUAUACGAAUUAUUAUGACUGUCAAGUAGCCACCCUACGAGCUAAACAUUCACUUUAUUAGACAACUUAUUACAUAAAUAAUUUAUUCACUAUAAUAUUCUUUCUGACUAACUAAGUGUAGAAAUUGUAAAAUUACUCAAAAUAUUCCAUCACAGAUGGAGUUUGUGACAUAAUAAAAAAUAUUUAUUUACAUAAAAAAAAGUUUUGUUUCAAGUAAUAUCUAUCUACAUUAAAUCUAUUGGUAUGAUUGCGUGUCUCGUACAUGCGCACUGUGGAGCACCGUGGGGCGCUUACACCAGUAAUAUUCUAUUACAUUUAUGGCACAUGAAACAAUAACGAGUUUGCCCAGGACUAGCGACCGACAGGAGAGCGGGUAACGAGAUAAUAAACAACUAAUUACCUUAGCAGUUAGCAUAACUAACUGUUGAGGCAAUCAUGUUUGCGUCGACGGCAGCGUCUCAUUCAUUAACUAUUUAAACUUAACUUUACAUAUUUAAGUAGUGUUUGAGUAUUAUUACUAUCCUAACAUCACUGUCGGUCGCGUCUGGCUACACUUAUACUAGAUAUGGUGCUCUGAAGCCGUCUACUUCUUCUUCAAGGGCUGGUCUGCUUGAAGCUCUGCCUCCUGAGGGUCGAGCUGACCUGCCUCCACGCACGACUUACAACAGAACUUGGAAUAAUACUUGUGCCUGCAGAACUUGCUGCGCACGAUCAGAUCGCAGUUAGCGAAGAAUGGAUUGUCCGUACACUUAGCUGGUACCAGUAGCUGCUGCACGUUCACCUGCGCAGUGUCAGUCUGCGAGGUGUACAGGUUGCUGGCGUGGCACGCGUAUAGUCCGCUGUCCGAGACCUUCACCCGCUGCACUGUCAGCCGGGACACCACCUCGCUACCUGCAGUAAUAAGGAUGCUGUCGUUGGGCUGAAGACGGACGCCGUCCUUCGUCCAAUAGACAUCGGGGGCCGGGAAUCCGUCCACUUCGCAAGUGAGCUCCAGGUUUGUGCCGACGUUCAACGUAGAGUACCUAGACGACACGUGCGCGCUCACCGGCACAUUGACGACCAGGUGUAUCUCCUGCGUGGCUAUUCCAAGGCCAUUGUCGGCCACACAGAUGUAAACGCCGGAAUCGUUGCGGUAUAGAGACACGAUCUCCAGCGCGCC